Molecule: messenger RNA, 5534 nt
Organism: Stylophora pistillata
Lineage: Eukaryota; Metazoa; Cnidaria; Anthozoa; Scleractinia; Pocilloporidae
Product: protein broad-minded-like
Biological process (GO): non-motile cilium assembly
Source: RefSeq, a predicted model, not a curated record
ACAAACUGUCUUCCUUAUCAACCAAAAUGGCGGAGGAAUAACAAUGAGCGAGUCGGAAACAUGGAAAAGAAGGAUUCCGAUUAUCAUGAUAAUUUCUUUGCGAGUUUGAACCAGCUCAUCUUAAGCUUAGAGCCUGCCAUCAAGGAAGCAGGAUCGGUCUCCGCAGCUGAAGACAUUUUAGCGCACUUAGAGGCAACGGACGAAAAUUUCCACAGAUAUGAUUUUGUGCGUCAACUCAGGAGUCGUAUUGACACAACUCUUACACCACUUAUUGACGAGAAAUUGGAAAAACUGACUGACCGGGAGGGAGACAGGAGUAACUCAGUGCCAGCUAUAACUGAGGAGAUUAUAGCCUCACCUGAGUUUGUUAACCUCCAGCAGUCGAUUUUAGCUGAUACAAAGGAUGCAGUAAAUGCUUUGAUCCAAAGUUUCUCUCAAAAUCCCCACCUUCGUCCAUCCGACUAUGAACUCACAGAAAACAGAGGCAGACUCCAACCUUUUAGAUUAUCACUGGAUUCUAGUGAUGAAGAUUCCUCCAUGUCUUCCUCUUUUGGACAGACUGGGUACAUGUUUAACAUGUCACCCGAGAAAUUUACUGAAAUUGCAGAGAAUUUGGAUCCCGAUAAACCACUACAUGUACGGAUAAAUGCAUUAAACACUCUGUACCAGUUUCCAUUGUCAGAUGAACUGACCAGUAAAAACUCAGAAGGAAUCAGAAAAGGGCUAUUGGCUGCCUUGGCUGAUGAAGACGAACAGUUAGCGGAAAAAAGCCUGAAGUUUCAUGCAAGGAUGUUUAUGGCCUCGUCUGCUCAUGUGACAAAAGAGAUCUACACUUGCCUAGCUGAGCACCUGGAGUCUUAAUUCAGAGAUACUCAUCAUCACCGUCUAAAUAUUGAAAAUGGUGUGGAUGUGUCAACAAGAAACAACCAGAGAUUGCUCAAAAGGUUUAGGCUACUGAAUGAAUUUCAGCAUGAAGUUGCCUCUUUUUGGAUCAGGUAUCCUGAAUGGUUUCUUGAGUCAGUCUUGGGUAGUACUUUUAAUUUAUUCUCUGCCAGUUCUGAUCCAGAGUUUGGUGCUUCUAUGCUGCAGUACAUGACACCUUUGCAUUUUCUAGCCCUAGUUGAUCCUAAGGCUGCUUGGUUUAAAAAAUGGAUGCAUGGUAAUUACAGCAGAACAGUUGCAAUUAAAGAACUGAAAAAGCAUCCAUCUUUGUUGGUAGAUGCCAUAAGCCAUUGUAUUGAUUUCUCCAGAACAUGUAAAACUCUUCAAUCCUUGGAAAUGAUGGAACUUAACGAGCAGCAAAGAGAUGAUGAGGACAAUAAUGGGUUGUUUUAUACUUCACAAGACCUGGAGUAUAUAUACUUUGUUCACUCACUGUGUCUUUUGGGGAGAGUUCUUCUCUACAGUGGAGGCAGAGCAUUAUUUCCUGUCAUACUGCCAGAUACAGAUGAAACAGUGACAAUCUCUAGCUUACUUGUGGCAUUGAUUAGAAUCAUGUGUACAGCUCUACCAAGCUCUAGUGAAAAGACUGUUUUGGAUGUUGAGUUUCAUCCUGGUUACCUGGUUUGUGAUGUGCUGAAGAAGCUUGCUUGUUGUACAAAUGCCAGUAAAGAGUGUCUCUGUAAGGAUGCAAUAACAACUAGUCUUCUGUCGCCUGUACAGGCGUGGCUUGAUGGUGUAGACAGCUGUGACAGUACUGGUGCUGAGAACACUCUGCUGUUUGUGGCCGAUGUUUUAGCCACUUUAGCUGCCUCAGAAACUGGUCAAAGACAACUGCUAUAUGGAGAAGCGCAAGACAGAUGGCAGAGAAGCAGGUUUUCCCCAGCUCACACCAUAGCGAAGUUUGCCAAAAAAGCCUUGCUGGACAGACUUCCUGGUGGGACACCACCCAAGGCGGCGAUUUCUGGCUUUGUGUUUGUCUGUCGUCAACUGUACAGCACAUGUGAUGGACUUAUGGUGCUAAAUCCGUAUGAACUUCAUCAGUGUGUGGCUAAUGCCUGGAUUAAGGUACACGAACCAGAAUCUCCUACAGAGGCAGAACUAGCGUCUGAUGAAACACAACAAGAAUUCAUUCAAGACGAGGAAAUACUUGUGUGGGAAAGUUCAUUGAUCGACAACCUGUUAAAUUUUGCCGGUACACCAAAAGGACUGCUACUUCUUCAACAAACUGGAAAAAUUAAUGAAUGCGUGGCGUACAUGAAUGAGCGAUACAACAAGAAACUGCAGGUUAGUAAGUGUGAGAAGUUUGGUUAUGGACUGAUGGUGACACAGAUAGCUGCCACCGCGCCUGGCAUGGUUGCACUGGAAAAGAAGGGUUUCCUCAAACGAAUGGUGCUUGACAUUUGGACAGUAUUUGAAGGAGCUCAAGACAGAAAACCUGCUCCACCAAGGAUUAAACAUGUGGAUAGCAUUGAUAGCAGAACGUAUAACAAGUCUAUGAACAAUCUGUCGAGCGUGUUAUCAGCGUUUCCUGCUGUAUACGAGGUACUCGCCGAUGCCUACCGUCCAUCCACUUCUGGUUCAGAGAUUGAGGAAGCCGUGACAAACAGAGAAGCUUUUUCUGCUCCUGUCAGUAUUAUGGACUUGGUUGACCGUUUCAUCAUGAUUGACUCGGAGGAGAAGUUCCAUUCACUUUUCAACUUUGAACAGACUCAUCACUUCGGUCUAAGAGUUCUCAGCGUGCUGUGUUCCUGCUUAGACACAUUCCUCUUCCUUGAAUGCCGCUACAGAUUUCAAGAAUUACUGCUUCAAUCUCAGCUGGACAAUAGAUUUGACAACGGCAAAGACUACAUAAUCGACAUGUGUUCUUUGGAGAGGAACCAUAUCUUGGUCAAGACCUAUCAUGUUGGGGGCACAUCUGAAAGGAUCAUUCCAGGCAGGACCUUAACUGAGGAUGUGGAUAAUCCCUACCCUUGGCCUCUGUUCUCAUCUUAUCCUCCACCAAAAGACUAUCUUCCUGGUGAACAGCAUCCUAAGAUUACAGCAUUUGAAGAGGGCGAUACGCUGUUAGAAUUUCUUGAAAGCAGUGAGUUAAUGUCAGCAGACAGUUCAUCUUGGCUCCAGGAUUGUCGUAAGACGUUUUGUCAGUCCAUAACAUCUGGGAAAUCUAAAGCGAAGGGAAAAGUGUUGAAAUUGCUACUUGACAAGGUUUGCACAGCCUUGACCAACGUACCCGAGGAAGCCAUCUUCCCUCUGAUUGACUUUUCAGCCAGUGAAAGCAGUCUGAAGAUUGUUGAACUAACAGACAUAGAGAGCCUUGGAACGAAAGUAGCGGUGCGGUACGGUGUGCAGCUGAAGUUGCUCCAGUCCACCACGGACGGUGUGGAAGAUUUGACUUAUCUUCUGAAAUACUGCAAAUUCUUUUUACAAGGACAGCAGCGUGCAACAGAGAGCACGUUACGCACUCUGAGCGGUGAGUACGUCGGUCACGACUGGUUUGUGUCCACAAUUUUUCUGAUGAUGUAUGGUGAUCCUGACCUGGCCUGGGAGUUCCUCUUCAAAUUCUCUAGUCUCGUUAGUUCUGGUUAUCUUUGGAUUCGCAGACUGCAUGCCUCGGUGCACUUACCGGUGUCACUUACAGUCAGUGGUAUUCCCCCACUCUAUUCAUGCACGUGUCAUAACGUGGAGCUUAUCCUAAUGGCCGAGGUACCUUUGGUGUAUUCUGCUUUUAGAAUGUCUGGUUACACACCGUCGCAGAUUUGCCAACAUUGGUUGCGGCAAUGUUUCUGGAAUUACCUUGACUGGGAGGAGAUCUGUUUAUAUAUUUGUAGCUGUCUUACUAUGGGCAUUGACUAUCAGGUGUAUUAUUGCAUCGCGAUCCUACGCCAUUUGCAACAUGACAUAUUACGAAAGACGCAGCAGCAGCAACUUUUGAUUUUCCUGAAGGAAACUCCUAUAAGUAAUUUCAAAGUUGCUGAGCAACUGACUUUCAUGCAGGAAUUGGAGGCAAGAUAUCGUCCAACCAUCCUGCCCGACCUUCAGAACAUCACUAAACCCUGACGCAGCUUGCAAUAUGCAGCUUGCAAUAUGCAACUUGCAAUAUGCAGCUCUAUGAAAUUUGAAAACGGGAUCUUUGAAUGCUUAUUAGCAGUAGGACCGUUUCCUGAUUUUAUGAAAUUUCCUGCAAAUCGUUGAGCCUAAAAUGAUUGAUUGAGUGUGAGGAAACAUGCGCAGCGCGUGUGAGAAAUCGUUUGCAUGAAGUCGAGUUUCGAAACGUCUCGGCUAUGCCGGGAAGCUUUUCUUCGGGAUACACUCUGCCCCACAAGGGUUUCCUGGUCCGGUUUUAAGUAUUUCAAAUCUGAACUAUUUGCACUUUCUCCGUAUUUAUUCACUCGUACUGAAUGACUUUAGUUUACAUUUGUACCGAGACGGAAUUCUUUGUGGUAGAAAAAGUAACAUAGCCACAAUUGUUGAUUAGAAAUAUUGAGGUAAGGUGUUUGAAGAGAUGUUAAAUCUGUCAAAUUAAAAAGGGAUUCUAAGUACAAGUACACAACCUGCCUGAGACUGCUAAAGCCAGGUGGAGGUGUUUGUGGUGCAUUUCUGUUUUUGCUGUUGUAAACAUCAUUUUUGUACAUACAUUUGUACAGUAGAUCUAAUUAAGGUAAUUUAUUAUUUGAAUAUUUGUAUUUAAAUUUAUAUAGUCUCGUCUAUACAGAUAUUCUGCUGGCUAUUUUAGCAGAGAAACAUUUGAAAAGUUCAAUGAAAAUCUUUUUUUUUUCUUCUAAAAACAGUAUAAAGCAUUAUUGUUAUUGGUACAAAUAUAAUGCUGGAUGUAAGAAAAGUAAAGAAUUUUGAAGACUCAAAUCUGAUCAGGUAUUGUGUGGUAUGGUCAUGGUUGUCCAUUCGAAAAUAAUAGUUUCUCAGGUAAAAUACUUGAAUCGUUAGAAGUCGAUAUCAAUCACCAGACAUUGAUUGGCUACAACUUUGAUUCCUAUUUAUUAUGUUAAACCACAAUAAUGACGUUACUGUUUAUCCAUCAGGGAAGCGAUCAUUUAAGUACCAUCAAGAGCCGCAUUUAGUCAGUGGUUUUUGCUUGGGCAAACGAUAAGUUGUGUUUAUCGAAAGGGCGUUUGCCCACCCUAUCUCGAAGUUAGUUUGGUUAAACUCUUACAAGCGGAACUGUUUUGUAGGUGCCUAUGUCCCUUUUCAAUGUGCUUGUCUAAAUAUCUGACCUCUAGAUAGUCUCCCCCAGUUUUACACUACAUUUUUUAUCGCACUUUUCGCAACGUGACAUGUGGCUUUCGUUGUCCAAGGCGUUAGAGCGCUGCACGACUAACCCACCUGGCUAUUAGUUUGCGUUAGAAUUCGUUUUUUAACCGGUCCUCGUUAAUCCUUUCGAGGACAGUUUUUUGUCGAGUCUUUGUUUUUAGGUUUUAGCAUAACUUGUAUCUUUGUAUUGGAAAGUUCGGAAAGUUAGUUCGUAUGUUAGAGAUAAGCUCAGCUUCUUCCCUUUUACUUUUCAUAUUUUAGUUUAUGAUAAGUACUUUUAUACCUCGAUUACGUUAAAUAAAACGAUUCAAGGCUUUUCUAUAAAA